Molecule: messenger RNA, 1370 nt
Organism: Aphis gossypii (cotton aphid)
Lineage: Eukaryota; Metazoa; Arthropoda; Insecta; Hemiptera; Aphididae
Product: death-associated protein kinase 1-like
Exons: 1
Coding region: 1-1257 (418 amino acids)
Molecular function (GO): protein binding
Source: RefSeq, a predicted model, not a curated record
AUGUUGUUGUUAUUGCACAUUAUAAUGCUACUUUUAUACAAUGUUAAAUUAUAUUCAACAGAUUUGUUGCGGUAUGCGCAUGAAAACGGUUGCCCGUGGAACGAGACCACGUGUGAGGCAGCUGCAAAACGUGGGCACAUGGACAUGCUGCGGUAUGCCCAUGAACACGGUUGUCCAUGGGACGUGAGAACGAGUAUCGCGGCCGCAACCUACGGGCACGUGGAUGUCUUGCGGUAUGCGCAUGAAAACGGUUGCCCGUGGAACGAGACCACGUGUGAGGCAGCUGCAAGACGUGGGCACAUGGACAUGCUGCGGUAUGCCCAUGAACACGGUUGUCCAUGGGAUGAGCUCACGUGUAACGCAGCCGCAGGCUACGGGCACAUCGAUGUCUUACGGUAUGCGCAUGAAAACGGUUGUCUAUGGAACGAGGACACGUGUAUGGCGGCCCCAGCCUGUGGGAAUAUUGAUGUGCUGCGGUAUGCCCAUGAACACGGCUGCCCGUGGAAUGAAUUCACGUGUAGCAUGGCUGCAGCCUUCGGGAACAUGGAUGUCUUGCGGUAUGCGCAUGAACACGGAUGCCCGUGGAACGAGGGCACGUGUAUGUGGGCCGCAGGCAGUGGGCAUAUUGAUUUGCUGCGGUAUGCCCAUGAAAACGGUUGUCCAUGGGACGUGAGAACAAGUAUCGCGGCCGCAACCUACGGGCACGUGGAUGUCUUGCGGUAUGCGCAUGAAAACGGUUGCCCGUGGAACGAGACCACGUGUGAGGCAGCUGCAAAACGUGGGCACAUGGACAUGCUGCGGUAUGCCCAUGAACACGGUUGUCCAUUGGAUGAGGACCCGUGUAACGCAGCCGCAGUGUCCGGGCACGUGGAUGUCUUACAGUAUGCGCAUGAACACAGCUGCCCGUGGAACGGGGUAACGUGUAAGAUAGCCGCGGAAUACGGUAACAUUGAUGUGCUGCGGUAUGCCCAUGAAAACGGUUGUCCAUGGGACGUGAGAACAAGUAUCGCGGCCGCAACCUACGGGCACGUGGAUGUCUUGCGGUAUGCGCAUGAACACGGAUGCCCGUGGAACGAGGAGACGUGUAUGUGGGCCGCAGGCAGUGGGCAUAUUGAUUUGCUGCGGUAUGCCCAUGAACACGGUUGCCCGUGGGACAAACGUACGUGUGAUCUGGCCAGGAUGAGAGGAAAAGUCUCAUGUCUACAAUAUGCGCUGGAAAAUGGGUGUUCAGAGAUUGAUGUAUCCCCGCAAGAAUAACAAGAAUUGCAAGAAUAAUGCACCAUCAUAGAUUAUAUUUUAUUAUAAUUUUUAAUUAUCGCUGGUAACCGAUUAAACGAGAGUAGUAUGAAAUGGACAGUUAUGGAGCCUCA